CCAGGGCAAACGAUUUGCUCCCGGCACUUCCUCCUCACACUUUGCAGGGAAAUGGCCUCUGGGAUGCCAAGGGACUUUGACCUGCCGGCUGCCGAGCGCCCGCCCUCGCCUUUGGUUGGCGUCCUCCGCGACAGCACACACAGUGUUUGGAAUGUGUGCAGUGUGGGGAUUUCACAAGCUGGGAGGGAAGGAACAAAGCUGGGAUCGGCCGAGGCGGGCCGGCCCUGUGUGUGUCUUCCUUCCUUCCCUCUUCAGCAUUUCUGCACUUGGUUAACAUCAAAGUCUGAUCUGGCCAGAGACUCGGGGGAGCUGAACGAGCGGGACAGUCAGCGAGGCUCGUUCUGCUGAAUAAAGGUUUCGCUGCAAGCAGAGGAGGAAGAGGGGGAGACUGAGCCCCCACGCCCCGCCGCACAUAACUCUCUGCCGCUCCUACCGCCCCAGAGGCACCGCACCCAUAACCGCUUUUGCUCGUUUACACAGCUGACGAAGUGUAGGGCAGGGCCGGGCCCAGCCAGUUCUUGCAUCUCUGCAUCCUCGAAUUCCACCUUAAAGUCACGGCUCUCCAAAGGCCUCACCUGCUUAAGGUGGAACUGGCCGACCUGCCCUCCCUUCAAGCCGGCCUCCCUGCUGAUGUCAGUUGCUAGGGGAAGGGGUGUAAACCUGGAGCCGGAGGAUGGUGUGUGCUCCUUGGCGCUGCCCUCAGACCUGCAACUGGACAGAAAAAACGAGGCGCAGGAUGCUGAGCUGCUCAAGAGUGCUCGGGUGCAGGAGCAAGUCCGCAUGAGGAUGCUGCAGAAGAGCCACUCGGCCCCCAGGAGUAAUGGAGCCAUGCUGGAUUAUGCAGAGCUGAAAGGUGGAAGCUCCUCCAAUGGCCAAUACAGCACUCUCCAGCCACACUUCAGCUCCAGAUCCCAAACAAAUGGGACAGACCACAAAGGUUCUCUGUGCCAGCCAAUUGCAAAGAAAGGUUACAGCACCGUGAAGACGACUAGCUGGUCUUCCCGCUCAGCAGUGGACCUCAGACCCAGCAAGAGGGUGGCUGCCAUCAGCAAUGGGAUUGGGCCAAAGGGCCCAGCUUAUGGCAUGAAUUACGCCCCACCUCAAGCUGCCAACUCCCUCUCACGGCCCAGGUCUUUUCAUGAGCGGAACUACCAGGGCCGUCAGAACUACGACACCAUGUCCCUGCACUCCCUACGUCUGGCGGAUGGGCCACGCAGCCCUGGGGGUGUGGACGACCACUACAGCAUUGUGUCUGAGCAGCUGGAUCCAUUGGCCCAGGCAGCUCUUUACAAAAACAGGGGAGGCGGUGGCUUCACCAGGUCCUAUACCUUUGAAAGGCAGAUGAGUGCUGGCUCUAAUACUGGGAUGAAGGGGCCCAUCGACUGGAUGGAUGGGGUGGAGGUACCCCAGAACAGGAUCCGGGCGCCUGCCAUGCGCACCCUGCAGCGCUUCCAGAACAACAACCGCUCCCGCUUCAGCACCAGCUCCUAUAGUGGCACCCAGGCCUCUCAGGGAGGAGCUGCAAACACCUACGCAGGUGUGGUGGAACGCAGUUCCCGUGCCCCUUCUGUGCGAAGCUUGGCUGAAUCCAACCAUUUGCAAGACCUGCGUGCCAUUGACAUGUAUGACGGUCACAACACAUUGAUGUCUCAGCAGUCUUUCUCUGGCGGGUUUGAUGACAUUGACCUUCCCUCUGCGGUGAAAUACCUGAUGGCCAGUGACCCCAACCUACAGGUGCUUGGGGCUGCCUACAUCCAGCACAAGUGCUAUAGUGACAAUGAUGCCAAGAAACAGGCUCGCAGCCUCCAAGCUGUACCCAAGCUAGUGAAGCUUUUCAACAACUCCAACCAAGAGGUGCAGCGCCAUGCCACUGGUGCCAUGCGCAACCUCAUCUAUGACAAUGCUGAGAACAAGUUGGCACUGGUGGAGGAAAAUGGCAUCUAUGAGCUGAUGCGCACGUUACAUGAGCAAGAUGAUGAGUUACGCAAGAACGUUACAGGCAUCCUCUGGAAUCUGUCCUCUAGUGAUACCCUCAAGGACCGCCUGGCCCGUGACACUCUGGAGCAGCUCACAGACCUGAUCUUAAUCCCUCUGUCUGGCUCGGGCAGUGCUGCUGUUAUCCAGCAGAAUGCCUCAGAGGCAGAAAUCUUCUACAAUGCUACUGGCUUCCUCAGGAAUCUCAGCUCAGCUAGCCAGCAAACCCGGCAGAAGAUGCGUGAGUGCCACGGGCUAGUGGACUCUAUGGUCAAUUACAUUAACAGUUCCCUGGAAGUAGGGAAGUCGGAGGACAAGAGCGUAGAGAAUGCUGUCUGUGUGCUGCGCAACCUCUCCUACCGUCUCUAUGAUGAGAUGCCUCCUUCCUCGCUCCAGCGACUAGAAGGUCAAAAGAGGAGUGAUGGGGCCACCGUGACGAGUGAGCUGGUGGGCUGCUUCAGCCCCCAGAGCAAGAAAGUCCGAGAGUUGUACAUGAACGCAGAUAUUGUAACCUUCACAGAAGUCUCUAAGGAUCCCAAAGGGAUGGAGUGGCUCUGGAACCCCCAGAUUAUAGGCGUCUACAAUCGACUGCUACAGAGGUGUGAGCUGAACAAGCACACCACCGAGGCAGCCUCUGGGGCCCUUCAGAACAUCACAGCAGGAGACCGGAGAUGGGCUGGUGUCCUCAGCAGAGUGGCUUUGGAGCAAGAGAGGAUCCUGAACCCAGUGCUGGACAGAGUCCGCACAGCUGACCAUCACCAGCUUCGCUCGCUGACCGGGCUGAUUCGCAAUCUGUCCCGGAACGCACGCAACAAGGAUGAGAUGUCAACCAAAGUGGUGAGCCACUUGAUUGAGAAGCUCCCGGGGAGCCCUGGUGAGAAGUGGCCCCCAACUGACGUGGUCGUCAACAUUAUCGCAGUGCUGAACAACCUGGCUGUGGAAAGCCCCAUCGCUGCACGGGAUAUUGUCUACUUUGACGGCUUGCGCAAGCUCUUCUACAUCAAAAAGAAAAGGGACAGUUCGGAGAGUGAGAAGUCCUCCAGAGCUGCAUCCAGCCUCCUGACCAACAUGUGGCAAUACAGCAAACUUCAUCGGGACUAUAAGACGAAGGGCUAUCGAAAAGAGGAUUUUGUUGGUCUGUAAAGGGAAAAGGGCUUUUGAGGUGCACAGCAAAUGGACUGUCCAGCCCUAAACUCCUCUCCAUGAAAUUUGUUUCCAAAGCACCAUUUAUGGAUUAUGGCUUUACUCCAUGAAAAUCCCACCCUGGAACUCUCAUUCUUUUCAUAAAUCUCAAACCACCUUAAAAAUAAGUGCCUUAUGUUUGCAUUCAUUAUGGUUUCUUUUUGAAGCCUAUUGGAAGAUCAUCUUAUCUCAAAGAGCAUCUCUUCACUGAAAUGCCAUGAAUCAGCAUUAGGGAAGGUGCUCAGUACUCCAGGCAGCACAGAAGUUUCCUCAUUCAUAUCACAUGCUGGACAGCCAUGGAUCUCUGGCAAUACGUUGGAAUGCAUUAUUACUGAUGUCACAGCGGGUCUUCUAGACUUGUGAACGAUACUUAAGAGAAGUCUGGUGCUAUUCAUGGAUAUUACUUUUGCUUUAAUGCUUUUUUCUCUGGAGCUCUUCUAAAAUUUUCAUUUAUUGCUCUGCUUCUCCACCCUGUCCUCUGAGCCCCAGAAAUGAUUUGCUUACUUCUCAUUUUAAAAGGUCUAGACUAUCUUUGAGGCAUGAAUAGAUUUCAGUGGUAAACAAGCUCCAACAAUAGGAUAGCAAAGAGAGCCCAUUUGUUUCUUCAAGCAAAUUGGGGAAUUGUAGCCCUUGCUGGUGGAACCUGAAGGACCCUUGCAGUGUUUAAAGUUGCACUGACCAAAAAAGUAAGUCAGAGUGUUCUAGAAUAUAUAGUUCUGUGGUAGAUUCUGGUGGCGGAUUUCUUUCAUUUUAGUUUAGUUCAUAACUGGACACCCGAAAGCCCCCAGGCUGAAUUUUCUGGUGUAACACAUGUGGAUGCUAGAAUUACGUCCAUUUCUAUCUGGCUGUUAGCCUUAUAAUAGGAGAGGGAGGAAUUCUGGGAAAGGAACACUACCUAGCUAAGGGAUAUCCUUCCUCACUAAAACUGCUCUUUGCUGUGGUUUGGGCAGACUUGUAGGUUGUGUCUUUGCUGGCAGGAUUGUCCUGGAUGUCAAGUGCCUGGGACUGAUCCAGCUAACGUUAUUUGACGACAUAUUAAAGUCAAAGGCCUGAGUCCAAAGUACUUGGCAAGUAGUAGCAACAACCUGUACACCCACUGUUGUGUUCAAGAAGCUGUAUCUUGUAUAGAAAAGCAGUUUUGUACAUUAUAUGAAUCUUUUUUAAAAACCUACCACCACCACCACAUAAGCAGCACCAAAAUCAUCUGACAGUGCUGAUCACCUGUGUACAGGUACAGUUAUUCACUUGUUAUGCUGAAUGCAGGUGCAGCAGUACACUUCUUGUCUGUAUCCUGUGUUCCAAGGAGCCGGUAUCCAGGUUCACUUCUUUAAAAACACACAAGUAUAUAGACAUCUGAGCACAGGUACAGCAUAAUGUCUGACUCGGGCUACUGGCAUGUCGGAAUGCUAGCUCAAGGGGGAAUUGCUUGCAAGUUUCCCAGGAAGUCCUGAAAUAUGUGAGAAGUCAUAGCUUUACAGGCUGUUAACAUACUGUGCCUGGCAUCACACAGCAUAUGGCUUUCUUCGGGCUACAGGCAUAGAUGUCAAUGAAGCAGUUGAAAGGUGUUGGAGCUGCUGCUGGUCCUGCCCUAGACACUAAGGCUGAUGGAAAACCAGUGAUAAGCUUUCUAGUACAAGUAGCUGCACUCCUAACUAUGCUGCUUUGCUCAUGAACCACCCAGCUCAACAGGAGGCAUAAGGCAAUGUCCCUUUAGUAAUGCCUAGGCCUGCACAAACAUUCAGCUGCAAAUAACGAAGGCCAAAUAAUCUGUACAAUUAUCCUGGCACCAUGUAGAGCCAAGUGUGCCAAAAGCACAACUUUGUGUAGGGCCAAGAUCUCUAACCAAGGUUCCAGGGAGCCCCUUAAAGAGAAUGGAGGGAGUGCUGGGAAGUGGAGUCCUUUCCAAUGCUGCUGGGAUGCAGCAAGGCUCCUUUCUCUUUAAGGGGGCCUUGAAACUGGCCGGGAGUAUCAUACGGAGCUGGGUGCUGCACAGCGGUGUGGUGCUGAUGCUGAAUGUAGUUUUGCUGGCACUGCAUGGGGGCAAAUGUUCCCAGCACAGGCCUAGUGACCUGUUAGACCCUGCCUUUGAUUCCAGUUGUGGAAUUGAUUUCUUCUUCUUCAUUUUCGGUAAUGUUCCUGCUGUAAGGCUUAAAGUUUUGAGUCCUGCACAGGUAGGCUAAACUUUGCUCAGUCACAAUGGGAAGCCAUAUGGGUUCAAGGGUUGUAACUAAAAAAAACUGGUGGGUGGGCUCUCCUGUACAUAUUGUAUAUAGAAAGCUCCCCCACCUCCCAGCUGUCUAGCAGAUAGGCUUUUUGGGGUGGAGGUGGGUUUUGGUUUUUCCCCCUCUUUCAAUGGCUGUUUUUCACAGUUCAUUCUGAGAUCCUGAUGACUUAAUUAUCUGCAUGCAUCCUUUGGAAUCACAACUAUGUAACUGGAGAGCAGAACUUGCCUUAAAGGGAAGUGACUUAAGUGGUUUGCUUUUAUAUAAAUGAUUCUUUUGCUGGGUGCAAACAGAUGCUGCUUCCACCCUCCACCUUAUCAUCACAGAUGUAUAUGAAAUUGUGGAGACCUCUCCCUUAAAUUCCAGGUGGGCUGGAUGCACAUGUAGAACUACCUCGCUGGUAGACAUGCACUCAUGUUUAGAUAGGAUAUGUGAGAUGAAUGUGCAGAAGUGGAGCUGUGUUAGUGGUGGGAGUAAGAAAGUAGUAACAAACUCAUUGUGGUAAUUAUUCAGAGCAUAUUAGCAUGGUGAGUAGAACGACUGCAAAUUACUGCUCAUUUGCUACCCUGCUGUUUCCACUGCUCUUUCCAAAGAUCCCCUUCUACUCCCCACAGAUUUAUACCCCAUUCUCUUCAUCAAGUGAAUUAUGCUGGAUAUAUUAUUUGCAGCCUUAACAGGAAAGUGUGUUUUGCUUUAGCUCAAGGAAUAAAAAUUGGUUAAGGAACUGAUGGUUUAGAAAAGAUCAAUUGCACACCAUGUAAAACAAUCUUAUUCUAUAUCAAGAUUUGCUUAUAAAAUGCAGCUGGUUAACAUUAUCCAACUACAUGAGUGGGUAGAAACAAGUCUCUUAGGAACUCUUUGAGUGGUCUUAGAACAUCUCUGCUUGUUGAAGAUCCUAACCUCUGGCCUGGAAACCAUUCACUGUACAGCUGUUUCUAUGUGUGUUCUGAGAACAAGAGGUGUGUUCAAUCCUCUAUCCAAGACUUAUGGGGAUGGUAGGACUGUGGCUCCUUUUCAGUAGUUCUGCUAGCUGCAGCCAAUGGGGAAGCCCAUUGAUUAUGUCCACAUAAGAGAAGCAGAUGCAGAACAGCACAGGGCUCUUGUAGUUUUCGUAACUGUGUAGAAGGAAUUUCAACUAGUUGAGAUUUUUUCAUCUUGGUCUGAUGUUGCAGCUGCUACGACUGUCUACACAACAAUUUUAAAAGUACAUUUUGUUACUUCACAGCAAUGCCAGAACAGACCUUGUUCUCACAGACACCAGGACAUAACUACACACCCCCUCCUCAAGGAGGAAAGUCAAAAGUUAAUUAGUGCAUAGAAUUUGUCUCCCAUGAUCCUGAGCCCAUCUCUGGGCAUGCUCAACUCUGUACUGACCUCAAUGCAUAUUUUCUACCCUUGAGCAGUCCCUGUGUUACUACCGUACAUAAAUAAAGGUCUUUAUCACUGGA
This is a messenger RNA of Hemicordylus capensis (graceful crag lizard), 6826 nucleotides long. It is a transcript of the gene PKP3, whose product is annotated as plakophilin 3. NCBI's taxonomy places the organism in Eukaryota, Metazoa, Chordata, Lepidosauria, Squamata, Cordylidae. Bases 631 to 3117 code for a protein of 828 amino acids. The record is from RefSeq and is a predicted model, not a curated record. Gene Ontology annotation, biological process: cell-cell junction assembly; cell-cell adhesion. Gene Ontology annotation, cellular component: cytoplasm; adherens junction; plasma membrane. Gene Ontology annotation, molecular function: cadherin binding. The transcript is spliced from 14 exons.